AUGGCUGGCUCAAUUCUUACCGGUCGCAAGUCCACCGAGGUGGCUGCUGCGGCUGACGAUGCCCUCGCUAAGAUGGGCUACAAGUCAGAACUCCCGCGUAGUCUGAGUAUGCUGUCGGUUCUCGGUCUGUCCUUUGCCAUCAUGGCUGUGCCCUACGGUCUCAGCACCACCUUCUACAUUACGCUUUCCAACGGCCAGUCUGUCACGAUCAUCUGGGGUUGGGUUCUCCUGUCCAUCAUCUCGACCGCCAUUGCCGCCUCCCUGGCCGAAAUCUGCUCCGUCUACCCCACCGCCGGCGGUGUAUAUUACUGGGCCGCUCUCCUGUCGACACCGAAAUGGGCACCGAUUGCCAGUUGGAUUACCGGAUGGUUGACGUUGGUCGGAAACUGGACCGUUACUCUGUCGAUCAACUUUGGUGGUGCCCAACUAAUUCUCAGUGCCAUCUCGCUUUGGGAUGAGGACUUUGUAGCCAACGAAUGGCAGACUGUUCUCAUGUUUUGGGCCGUCACGCUGGUAUGCUAUCUAAUCAACAUCUUUGGAUCCAAAUAUCUGGACCAGAUCAACACGCUUUGCAUCUACUGGACUGGAGCCUCGAUUAUCAUUAUCCUGAUCGUCCUGCUGGCCAUGUCGCCUUCCAAGCGCAGCGGCGAGUUUGUCUUUGCGCACUACGACUCUUCUGCAUCGGGUUGGCCCAGCGGCUGGUCCUUCUUUGUGGGAUUGCUCCAGCCCGCUUACGUGCUGACUGGAUAUGGUAUGGUGGCAUCCAUGUGCGAAGAGGUCCAGACUCCUGAGCGCGAGGUCCCCAAGGCCAUUGUUCUGUCCGUGGUGGCAGCCGGUAUCACCGGUCUGGUCUACCUCAUCCCCGUCCUCUUUGUUCUUCCCGAUGUUCAGACUCUCCUCGAUGUCGCCAAUGGCCAGCCUAUCGGACUUGUCUUCAAGACUGCGACUGGCAGUGCUGGUGGUGGCUUCGGCUUGCUUUUCCUGAUUCUCGGCAUCUGGCUGUUCGCUGGUAUCGGUGCCUUGACAGCCUCGAGCCGCUGCACCUACGCCUUUGCCCGUGACGGUGCCAUUCCUGGAUCUGGCCUCUGGAGCAAGGUCGACAAGAGAUUCGACAUUCCCUUUUGGGCGCUUACACUCUCGGCUAUCGUUGACUGCCUCCUGGGUCUCAUCUACUUUGGCUCCACGGCCGCCUUUAGCAGUUUCACAGGCGUGGCCACCAUCUGCCUCUGCGCCUCGUAUGGUCUGCCGAUCCUCGUCUGCGUCCUCCGCGGCCGCAAGCACGUGCGCCACGCAUCCUACUCGCUCGGCAAGAUCGGCUACGUGACCAACAUUGCCACGCUGCUGUGGAUCGUGCUGGCUAUUUUCUUGUUCUGCAUGCCGACCAACCUGACUGGCCUCGACGCCGAGAGCAUGAACUAUGCCAGUGUCGUGUUUGCCGGCUUCGCCGCUAUCAGUAUGAUCUGGUAUGCCGUCUGGGGUCGCAAGAACUUCUCCGGCCCGCCCAUUCUCAAUACCGAGAUGGCCGAAGAAGGUGGUGUUGGUGUUGUAAGGGGCCACUCUCUCGAUGAAGAAGCAACAGCAGCAGCUAAGGAUGUAAAGCAGGGUGGUGAAGAAAAGAGCGUAUAA
Molecule: messenger RNA, 1626 nt
Organism: Pestalotiopsis fici W106-1
Lineage: Eukaryota; Fungi; Ascomycota; Sordariomycetes; Amphisphaeriales; Sporocadaceae
Exons: 1
Coding region: 1-1626 (541 amino acids)
Biological process (GO): transmembrane transport
Cellular component (GO): membrane
Molecular function (GO): transmembrane transporter activity
Source: RefSeq, a predicted model, not a curated record